Messenger RNA from Eutrema salsugineum, 1705 nucleotides. RefSeq names its product methyltransferase-like protein 2. The record is from RefSeq and is a predicted model, not a curated record. The coding region runs from base 136 to 1416 and encodes 426 amino acids. Gene Ontology annotation, molecular function: nucleic acid binding; methyltransferase activity. Gene Ontology annotation, cellular component: RNA N6-methyladenosine methyltransferase complex; nucleus. Lineage: Eukaryota; Viridiplantae; Streptophyta; Magnoliopsida; Brassicales; Brassicaceae. The transcript is spliced from 9 exons.
GAUUAAUGAAUCAAAUCCGUUGGUUACCGGCGAAUUUUCCAGGGUUUUGCCUGUAACAUUCAAAAUUAUAUGGUUAAUUGUUGUCAGUUGUAAAACUUGGAGGGGUUAACGAGAAAUUGGAGGGAUUUGUUGUUUAUGUUUGAGCCAGAGCUAGAGAGUGUUCAGCCGUCAAUGGCGAAAACUGAUAAGCUAGCUCGGUUCCUUGAAUCUGGUAUCUUCGAAUCCGAAGACUCCAAAUGGUUCUUCUUAGACCCAGUUCGUAUAAUCAAUCGAUCAUAUACCCGAUUAAGAGUUUCAUCUUCUGCUUACUACUCUCGUUUCUUCAAUUCGAAGCAUCUCAAUCUACAAUCCAGCGACCCUAAUCCGAAAAAACGAAAACGGAAGCAGAAAAAACCUAGCCCUCAUCUUCCCAGUGCAGGAGAGCAAGCUUCUAAUCUUCGUCAUGAGGGAGCGAGGCUGUCUUUAUCGGAAGCGCAUGAAUCGCUUCUACGGGAAGUCGAGCUGUUGAGUUUAACGAAAGGUCUAAGUGAUGAUGAUGAUCCUAGUUUGUUGACCGAGUGUUGUGGCGAUGAACUCUCUUUUGUUGAGCUUGGAGGAGUGUGGCAAGCUCCUUUGUAUGAGAUCACACUGAAUUCGAAUCCACAUUGCGGUAAUCCAGGUUGCUCAACUGAGAAAUGCAGUGAACAGAGAGUGUUUAAAGUGUUCAAUAACCUAGUAGUGAACGAGGCAGAAGAAGAAGUUGAAGCCGAGUUUUCCAACCGGAGAUAUAUAGUGCCCAGAAAGAGUUGCUUCUACAUGUCUGAUUUGCUGCACAUCCGAAACCUUGUUCCUGCUAAACCUGAAGAAGGCUUCAAUCUUAUAGUUAUUGAUCCGCCCUGGGAAAAUGCAAGCGCUCAUCAGAAGUCAAAGUAUCCAACAUUACCAAACAGAUACUUCUUAUCCCUCCCAAUCAAUCAGCUUACUCAUGCUGAAGGAGCUCUUGUGGCUUUAUGGGUGACCAAUAGAGAGAAAUUACUUAACUUUGUUGAGAAAGAGCUGUUCCCUGCGUGGGGAAUUAAGUACGUAGCGACAAUGUAUUGGUUAAAGGUGAGACCCGAUGGUACACUGAUUUGCGAUAUGGACCUGGUCCAUCAUAAGCCUUAUGAAUAUGUGCUACUAGGCUACCGCUUCACCGAACUUGCAGAAUCAAUACAUAGGUCAGAUUUCAAUCUCUUGGAUAAGAACAAAAUAAUCAUAAGCAUCCCUGGAGAUUUUUCGAGGAAACCUCCAAUUGGAGAGAUACUAAUGAAACAUGUUCCCGGGCCUCAACCAGCUCGGUGCAUUGAGCUAUUUGCUAGGGAAAUGGCUGCUGGAUGGACCUCUUGGGGAAACGAACCGCUUCACUUCCAGGACUCGAGAUUCUUCUUGAAAGAUUAGUGGGUGCAUCAACUAAUCUUUAGCACUGAAGAUUACUGGCUUGGGCCAAAACUCUAUGAUUGUUUUUCUAUGGCUCGUUUUCAUGAUGAGGACAGUGAAGAGACCUUUGAGUAGCAUCAGAAGUUAUGGUUCGGUGAAACGACAUCGUUUGAAGUCAAUGUGAGAAUCAGGCGAGAAGCUUACUGAUAGAUUUCAGAACUGUACUGUACCAUCAAUUUUUUUUUGAUAUCACUGUACCAUCAAUUUAAUAAGCUUUUUCUUUCUUGUCAUCACAGAUGUUUCAGGAAAA